GCGAGAUCGCUGCUUUCCGGCCGGGCCGUUGUCUGGGUGGCGAGGGCGAGUCAUCGCGGGGCCUCGCCGCCUGGCUCUUUCUUCCCUCCCCCCGCCUGGGCGUGGGGGGUCGGCCAGCCAAGGGGGGCGGGAGGCGCCUCGGACCUUCCCCUGCGUUUCGUUGUGGUCGGCUCCCCGCUGACCCGCGCUGGGGCCGGGGGUCCCUGGGGCCCGCGAGGCCCGGUCGGAGAGGCCGGGGCCUACGUGGGCCGGCCGCCGGGCCCCAUGAGGCACAGCCUGACCACGCUGCUGGCGGCCUCGGGCACCGACUCCCCAGCGCGCGGCGAGAGCCCGGCGCAGGCCGCCACCCGCCCGCCGCCCCCGGACCGGACCCGCGCGGCAGCGGCGGCGGAGGAAGAGCCGGCGGCCUCCAGGUCUCCCUGCCGCGAGCAGCCGCGCGGCGACGAGGCCGAGCUGGAGGACGGGAGGGGGGGCCGCGGCGGCGGCGGCGGGGCGGGGCGCGCGCCCUCGCCCGAGGAGAUGGAGGAGGAGGCGAUCGCCGGCGCCCCGGGGGACGAGACGGAGGACAUGGACUUCCUGUCCGGGCUGGAACUGGCCGAUCUGCUGGACCCCCGGCAACCGGACUGGCACCUGGAGCCCGGGCUCAGCUCGCCCGGGCCCCUCUCGUCCGGCGGAGGCUCGGAGAGCGGCGGCCUGUGGAGAGGGGACGACGACGACGAGUCUGCGGCCGCCGAGAUGCAGCGCUUCUCGGACCUGCUGCAGCGGCUGUUAAACGGCAUCGGCGGCGGCGGCGGCAGUGACAGUGGCGGCGGCGAAAAGAGGCGGAGAAAGGCCCCCGGGGGCGGCGGCGGCGGCGGCGACACCCAGGCGGCGACCAAGAGCCCCCGGAAGGCGGCGGCGGCGGCCGCGCGCCUGAACCGGCUGAAGAAGAAGGAGUACGUGAUGGGGCUGGAGAGUCGAGUGCGGGGCCUGGCCGCCGAGAACCAGGAGCUGCGGGCCGAGAACCGGGAGCUGGGCCAGCGCGUGCAGGCGCUGCAGGAGGAGAGUCGCUACCUACGGGCCGUCCUGGCCAACGAGACGGGCCUGGCUCGCCUGCUGAGCCGGCUGAGCGGCGUGGGACUGCGGCUGACCACCUCGCUCUUCAGGGACGCGCCCGCCGGGGACCACGACUACGCGCUGCCGGUGGGAAAGCAGCCGCCGCGGGACCUGCUGGAAGAGGACGACGCGGCGGGAGGAGUGUGCCUCCAUGUGGACAAGGAUAAGGUGUCGGUGGAGUUCUGCUCGGCGUGCGCCCGGAAGGCGUCGUCUUCUCUGAAAAUGUAGGGUCAAGUAAUCUGCUCUUUACCCGCGUUCCCCCCUCUCAGCUCCCUUAACACCAUGUCAAACUCCUUAGUGGGACAUCGUCACUGGACACAUUUCAGUUUCUUUUUUAGGUGAUUUCCUUCCUGCCAGGCUCCGUUGUAGGGGUUACAGAACAGUGGUUCCCGCCUCACCACCUGGUAAGGUUCCAUCUCUUCACGUACCGCUCAUGCUCUGCUGCUUAGUCUACUUUAAUGGGCAACAUCUCAAUUUUGUGUGUGCGUGUGGUUUUUUUUAAAUUUUUUCUUUAUCUUUUUUCUUUUUUGGAAGGCGGGAGGGGAGUGUAAUUUGGGCCCUGUCCACCCUGGAAACAGACUUGUGCUGGUCAGUACUGUAUUUAAGAUGCUUCUUAAUGGUUGAAAUAGCUGUUACUGUGUCCCCUUGUUCAGACUUGCGUGUACCUAGCUCUUCUGUCCCCAGUGUGGACAUGGCCUUGGAUGACAUCGAUUCCAACUGUACACUGAAAGCUGCUAAUAGAGAUACAGUUUGGAGACAGUGAAACAGGUGAAGUUGAAGUUCCGAGUUGUACAAGGUGCAAAUUGGAAUUCCAGUAUUAGAGCAACUUUGCAGAGGUUGACCAAUAAGUGUUGGGGGCAUGCUCAAAGGUGAUAGUUAUUUUGCUGGAGGUGACAACAAAAUAACUCUUUAAUAUUCAGUAAUGCCUUUCAGUUUUAAGUAGGAGACCUAGAACUACAAUAUUCAGGUUAACAGAUUUUAAUAUCUCACUAUUAGAGAAGUUGGAAAUUAACAUGCAUAUCAGACUCCUGUGUUAGCUAAUUGAAGGAGGACUAAGAAUGGUUAAUGAAAUGCUUCUUUGAGGACCAGCACAGUGAUGACCCUAUCACUGAGUAUGAAUAAAUUGUUGAACACCUUUAUUUUUGUUGUAUUAAAAUUUUAGGUUAAAUUUAUGUAUGAUUCGAUUUUGAAGGUUGUGAAAUGUGAAUGAAAACAUGUAAAGUGAGGCUUCACAAAGAAUCUUAUUUUCCAUAUUUCAAAGGUAUUUUAAAAAUUGAGUGUUGCUGACUACUUAAUGACACGACUGACACUUUUUCCAAAGAUGGGAUAUAUUCUUCCCUUGAAGUUCUCUAUUGUCUAUUGUCCAGUUGUAUAAAUUGAGUUAUGGUGGCCUUCAGUGUAACAGGCAUUAAGAAAUUCUUUGUUUAAAAAAAAAAAAGAAAGAAAGAAAAAUUCUUUGUGAAACAUCACUGUUUGAUAAAGUAUAUACCUAUUUAGCAUCCUUGUUUUUCUUUGUGCUAAAGUGGAUACAGCUGUUGGGGCAGAAGAGACGGGACCAGCUGCUGGCCACAUUUCCUGCUUUAUUUUAAAAGGUAGUAUAAGAAAUGAGGAAAAGAGGUAAUAUCAGGGCUUCUGCUGUCUUUUCUUUUAAAAUGUUCAUAAUUAAAAGUUAUUCCAGCAGUCCAAAGAUGUAAGUUAUCUUACACACAAAAUGUUUUAUUUUGUUGUUAUUUGGUUAUGAAAAUGGAAUUCUUGUUCUUGCACAACUGUAAAUGUUUUGUUUCUAGAUAAUACUAGUUGAGACUUAACCGUCUCUGGUUUCCAGUGCAUCACAGCAAUUUUGUAAAACCAUCUACUGCACUUGAGCAUGAAUGGGUAGUAGCCAAACUCAGCCUGGAGUUAUGAAUCUGCUUAUAUCCAAGUGCAGGAGCAAGCCCCUCACAAUGCAGCUGCAUGGAUUUUUAGUGCCUACUGAAUUAUACAUAAACAUAUAUAUAUAUAAACCAAAAGUAGCUGGAAAAUUAUUUAAAAUGACUAAUUUGUGCUAUCAUUAUGAAAUAUGUUAAAUGUAGAUUUUUGAAACAGAAGUCUUGAAUUGAAAUUUAAUUAAUACUUGAACAUUUUGUAUAUAUUUCUUUGUAUAUAAUUUUGUGCAGUACCAAUGACAAAAAUAUGGUGUCAUAAUAAAACCAGGUUUGUUGAUCUUUCAGUUAUGGGCUCAAAGAAUUUUUUCAUCUCUAAUAUGACAUUGAAAAAUAAUGGAUGAGAAUAGGAAAAAUGAUUGUUAAUGCUGACUGUGGGUCUUAAAGGUUCUGGAAGCAGUAAGUGCGUUUUUCUAAAAAUUAUACCAUUCCUUGGAAUAUUUUCUUCCUAACAUCAGUGCUUUUCCUGCAUUAUUUGAAGUUGGGGCUGGGGAAAACAGUAGUCAAAAGCUUUCUGAAUUGGGAUGUUUUGAAAUUCCAAGUGUAGAUUUUUAGAAUGUCAUUUUAUAAAUGGCAGUUUUUGAAAAUACUUGAUUAAGAACUUUUGAAAGUGGAGAUUAGUAUCACCUAUUUUUAAAGCUGCUUUGUUAGGUUACUUAUGUUUUAACUGUCUUUUCUUAGUUUCCAUUUCAUUUUUUUUUCCCUCUAAUUUUGGUGACUCAGUGAUUUUUGUCAUUUUUUGCAUCAACUUCAUAGUCUUGUUUUACAUGGUAUUGCAUGUAUUUAGGACCUGUCUAAUAGGGGCUUUAAAUAAAUUUGGUCAUGUUUAUGUAUAAACACAUUUUACUGUAAAUGUCUUGAGUUUCUGAAUUUAAACAGAUCUGUUUAUUUCAGUAUGUAGUAAACAAUAUCUUAAAAGUGUCCUAUUCACUACUUGUUGAUUAAAAAAGUUAUGAUUAAUAUGAAA
Myotis daubentonii (Daubenton's bat) is the source of this 3984-nucleotide messenger RNA. RefSeq names its product CREB/ATF bZIP transcription factor (gene CREBZF). Gene Ontology annotation, biological process: regulation of DNA-templated transcription. The record is from RefSeq and is a predicted model, not a curated record. Lineage: Eukaryota; Metazoa; Chordata; Mammalia; Chiroptera; Vespertilionidae. Gene Ontology annotation, molecular function: DNA-binding transcription factor activity.